Molecule: messenger RNA, 1899 nt
Organism: Trichechus manatus latirostris (Florida manatee)
Lineage: Eukaryota; Metazoa; Chordata; Mammalia; Sirenia; Trichechidae
Product: olfactory receptor 151-like
Exons: 1
Coding region: 703-1653 (316 amino acids)
Biological process (GO): G protein-coupled receptor signaling pathway; sensory perception of smell
Cellular component (GO): membrane
Molecular function (GO): odorant binding; olfactory receptor activity; G protein-coupled receptor activity
Source: RefSeq, a predicted model, not a curated record
GACACACCCUCAAGAGCUUCCAAAGCUCUUCCCAUAAAGAAAAACAAAUAUAACGGAGUACUCACUCAUUUGAAUCAAAGAACUCCAGGAUUAAGUUGAAAAUCUGCUUAAUUUGGAGCAUCUUGCCCUCUGCACUUCCCUUAAAGAUUAUGAAUCUUGGCCCUAAAAUGUGUAUUUCUUCACCAGUGACUCCUUGAGGAGAGUUUUGUAUUCUGUGGGCAACAGCAGUGUGCACAAAAGGCCCGACAUUAAAACUGAAAUGAUUUCUUAAAACUUUCUUAAACUAAUAAGACCUUGACAUUCCCAGCACCAGUAGUUCCAGCAUUGUAGGAUGUAGUCACAGUUCAAUCCAUAACAGCUGAGUUCCUGUUUGUUCCAGAAACAAAUAACUUCUCAGAGGGUACACAAUUAUUGGCAGCUUUCUCCUAUUGAGAUAAAUUCUUUUUAUUAAAAAGAACACGUUGUAUUUAUUGUUUUUUUCUUUGUAGCUUAUGAAGUUGUUUGACUAAAAAUAACACAAUCUGACAUGAAUAAUGUAAUUCACUGUCUUACUAAUGACCACCCUUAAACUCUUAAUUUAAUAAUCAUUACGUUUCUUCUGCCACAACAUGAAUAAAACUUUUACUAAUCAUAGGCAAAUAGAUUUCUUAUCUCCUCUGAUUUUCUUUUUCUUAGUUUCACAUCCCCUGUUUCCUGAAGGAAAUGGCCAGACAAAAUGAUUCUGUAGUGACUGAAUUUGUUCUCCAGGGGUUGACAGACAAACCAGAACUCCAGCUGCCUCUCUUCCUCCUAUUUCUAGCGAUCUAUGGGGUCACUGUCGUGGGAAAUGUGGGUAUGAUCUUUCUAAUCACUUUCAGUUCCAACCUCCAUGCUCCCAUGUACUUUUUUCUUAGCAAUUUGUCAGCCAUAGAUCUCUUGUAUUCCUCAGUUAUUACCCCCAAACUCAUGGAAAACUUUGUAAGGGAGCAAAAUGUUAUUUCCUACCCUGGAUGUAUGACACAACUUUUUUUCUUUUGCUUUUUUGCUACUGCCGAGUCCUAUAUGCUAACUGCUAUGGCUUAUGAUAGGUAUGUAGCUAUCUGUAGUCCAUUGCUCUACAAUGUCACCAUGUCCCCAAAGGUCUGCUGUGUGCUGGUGACUGGAGUCUACAUCAUGGCAUCUAUUGGAGCUGUGCCCCACACGAUCUCCAUGAUCAUGCUUUUGUUCUGUGAAGACAAUGUCAUCCACCAUUACUUCUGUGAUAUACUUCCUCUCCUAAAGCUCUCAUGCUCCAUUACCUACCUCAAUGAACUUCUGGUGGUACUUGUAGGUGGAUUCAAUGUGUUUGCAACAAUUAUGCCCAUAAUAAUCUCUUAUGCCUUUAUACUGUGUAACAUUCUUCAAAUACCUUCAGCUGAAGGCAAGUCCAAAGCCUUUAGUACCUGUGGCUCUCAUCUUACAGCUGUUGGGGUUUUUUACGGAUCCAUUAUAUUCAUGUAUUUUAAGCCAUCAUCCAGCAGCAACACGGCCCAAGAGAAAGUGGCCUCUGUGUUCUAUACCACAGUGAUCCCUAUGCUGAACCCUUUAAUCUAUAGCUUGAGGAAUAAGGAAGUAAGGAAUGUGCUUAGUAAAGCCAUAGGUAUGAGGUAUGGACCACUCCAGGGUAGUAAUUAGAACCACUAAAGUCAUGGUAAUAGUCUCCCUCUUUCUUUUUCUUAAAGCUAACUUCUUUUUCUGUUUCUAACAAUUAACACUCCCUUCUCAUUUCUUUCACUACAGUUGUCAGAUGUUACCCUUUUAUUGAAGUCUGUGCACUCACACACAAGUAUAUACACACAGACAUACACACAUCUAUUCUUUGAUCAAGAAAUUUUGAUAUUAAGAUUUAGUAGAUCUUUGAUGAGGAUCCCAAAAACCAAA